Messenger RNA from Styela clava, 4373 nucleotides. RefSeq names its product coatomer subunit beta-like. The record is from RefSeq and is a predicted model, not a curated record. Gene Ontology annotation, cellular component: COPI vesicle coat; cytoplasm. Lineage: Eukaryota; Metazoa; Chordata; Ascidiacea; Stolidobranchia; Styelidae. Gene Ontology annotation, molecular function: structural molecule activity. Gene Ontology annotation, biological process: endoplasmic reticulum to Golgi vesicle-mediated transport; intra-Golgi vesicle-mediated transport; intracellular protein transport.
UUAGAUGUGCUAGUGCUUGACUUACAGAAUGACAUCAGCAGAAAGCAUUUGUCACACUCUAAUCAAUGUACCGUCUGUUACUGAUUCGGAGCCAUCUAAUGAAUCACAAUUAAAAGCAGAUAUCGAACAUGGCGAUAUUCGUACUAAAACAGACGCUUUGAAGCGCGUCAUAUUAAUGACAUUGAAUGGAGAAAAACUUCAUGGAUUAUUGAUGACAAUCAUCAAAUACUUGCUGCCUUCUGAAGAUCAUACUAUCAAGAAAUUAUUGUUGAUAUUUUGGGAAAUAUGGCCCAAGACGGACAACGAUGGAAAAUUGAGGCCUGAGAUGAUUUUAGUUUGUGAUGCUUAUAGAAAGGAUUUGCAACAUCCCAAUGAGUUCAUUCGAGGUUCUACACUUCGUUUCUUGUGUAAACUUCGUCAGGCAGAACUGCUUGAACCACUAAUGCCUGCUAUUCGUGCCUGUCUUGAACACAGACAUAGCUAUGUAAGAAGAAAUGCAGUUCUUGCCAUUUAUACUAUAUUCAGGAAAUUUGAAAAUUUGAUUCCUGAUGCUCCAGAACUUAUUCAUGAGUUUCUGGAAGGAGAAAAAGAUGCUUCGUGUAAACGAAACGCAUUCAUGAUGUUGAUUCAUGCUGAUCAAGAACGAGCUUUGGAUUACUUGAGCACUUGUAUUGACCAAGUGAAUACAUUCAAUGAUAUUCUGCAGCUUGUUAUCGUUGAACUUGUUUACAAAGUUUGUCAUGCAAAUCCAGGAGAAAGAGCAAGAUUUAUUCGAUGCAUAUAUAAUCUAUUGCAGUCAUCUAGCCCAGCUGUUCGUUAUGAAGCUGCAGGAACUUUGGUCACUUUGUCCAGUGCCCCAACCGCUGUCCGUGCUGCCGCCCAAUGCUACGUUGAGCUAAUUGUGAAAGAAGCUGACAACAAUGUCAAACUUAUUGUGCUGGAUAGAUUGAUUGAAUUGAGAGAUCACCCCAGUCAUGAAAAAGUUCUUCAGGAACUUGUGAUGGACAUUCUUCGUGCUCUUUCCUCACCUGAUCUUGAGGUCCGUGAAAAAACUUUGAAUCUGGCUCUGGAUCUUGUGUCAUCCAGAAAUGUGGAAGAUCUCGUUAAAUUCUUGGAAAAAGAGAUUUCAAAAUCGACCAGUGCUCAAGGACAUGAUGAUACUGAUAAAUACAGACAGUUAUUAGUUCGGGCCAUGCAUCAAUGUACCAUCAAGUUUCCAGAUACUUCUUCUGUUGUUAUUCCAGUGUUGAUGGAGUUUCUCAGUGACAGCAAUGAACUUGCGGCUGGUGAUGUUCUUGUAUUUGUUAGAGAAGCUGUUCAAAGAUACGAUCAACAUAAAUCUCUCAUACUCGAUAAGCUACUCGAAGUAUUCUCUUCUAUCAGGAAUUUGAAAAUAAUGCGUGGUGUGUUGUGGAUCUUGGGUGAAUAUUGUGAUGGAAUCGAAAGGAUUCUGCAUUUCAUGGAUGACGUUAGAAAAUGCGUCGGUGAACUUCCAAUCGUUGAAAAUGAAUUGAAAUUGGCUGCUGGAGAAAUGCCUGAAGAAAAAUCAGAGGAAAAAUCAACUAAUGAUAAGAAAAAGGAAAAACAAAAGAAGCAGAAAGUUACAGAGAUGGGAACAUAUGCUACUCAGUCAGCACUCAGUGUCGCAGUCAGACCAAAAUCGAAGGAUGAGCAACGACCACCGUUGCUCAAUUUUUUCAUGAAUGGGGAUUUUUCUCUCUCGUCCUCGCUUGCUACUGCCCUCACUAAACUUGCUUUGAGAUUUCGAGAGGUUUGCUCUGAUCCUAGGAAACAAAAUUCAUUCAAUGCUCAAUGCAUGUUGAUAUUGUCGAGUGUGUUACAUCUCGGUAAAUCUGGACUUCCUACUAAAUCUAUCACUGACGAUGAUGAAUCAAGAAUUACACUUUGUUUGAAGGUGUUGGCGGAUUGUUUGCCACUCAUGACUGAAAUAUUUAACGAACGUUGUCGUGAAUCACUUUCCUCUCUACUUGCUGUACGUUCUGCAGAAGAAGCUCAAAAACAGAAAGCCGCUGCUAAGAAUAGAAGUGCUCUUACUUCUGUGCAGCCCGAUGAUCCGAUCAAGUUCCUUCAACUUCUUGAAAAGACUGAAUCAGGAACAUUAGAAGAUCAAUUUGAAUUAAGUUUAAGCGCAGCUGUUGGUUCUGCAGCUCAGAAGAAAGAAGCCAGGGAUCCUCUUGCUUCAAAAUUAAACAAGGUCACCCAGUUGACAGGCUUUUCAGAUCCAGUAUAUGCAGAAGCAUACGUUCAUAUUAAUCAAUACGAUAUUGUAUUGGAUGUGCUGGUUGUUAACCAAACUACAGAUACUUUGCAAAACUGCACAUUGGAGCUUGCUACUCUAGGCGAUUUAAAACUUGUUGAAAAACCAAGUCCUCUCACACUUGCUCCUCAUGAUUUUGCCAACAUUAAAGCAAGUGUAAAGGUUGCUUCCACAGAGAAUGGAAUCAUUUUUGGCAACAUCGUUUAUGAUGUAUCGGGAGCUGGUAGUGACAGAAAUUGUGUUGUGUUGAAUGAUAUUCAUAUCGAUAUCAUGGAUUACAUUACACCUGCUUCAUGCUCAGAUUCUGAAUUUAGGCAAAUGUGGGCUGAAUUUGAAUGGGAAAACAAAGUUACAGUCAAUACAAAUCUAUCGAGUCUAAAUGAUUUCCUCAGCCAUAUAAUCACAUCUACCAAUAUGAAAUGUCUUACACCAGAAAAGGUUCUUGGAGGUGAUUGUGGAUUCCUGGCAGCUAAUUUAUUUGCAAAAUCGAUAUUCGGUGAAUGUGCUUUGGCUAAUGUUAGUAUUGAGAAACCUUCAGAUAAAGAACCAGAUCAUCCAGUGCAAGGACAUAUCAGGAUUCGUGCUAAAAGUCAGGGGAUGGCUCUAAGUUUAGGUGACAAGAUAAACUUGACUCAAAAGAAGACCAAGAAAUAACACAGGUCUAUAUUUGGAAAUAUUUUUUCAUGUAGAUGACUGAUUUUGGAGAAGUAAGCGCAAUAAAAGGCAAUUAUCAAAUAAUACUGAAAAGGACAUUUUUGAAUUUAUUUAGUUCGUUUUUUCAGAUUCAGACAAAAUCAUAUUCAACCUCCCAAAAAAUCUAAUUACGCCGUUCUUACUAAUUACGCCGUUCUUACAACUAAUUUGGGCCACAGGUGACAUUCACGUAUAUAUGCUUAAUAUUGAAAUAUAUACCGAGAAAAAAAAACAUGUGCAUUGCCUCAUUAGUCAGCUAUUAUGUUUAAUGAAAUAUGGUUACCGAUCUGAUACUUGGCGAUUUACUACAUAUUUACUAGAUGUAUAAAUAAUUGUCACUGUAAGGUGACUAUGCUAUACUAUAUAAUAAAAAUGCGUGAAUUUGAGAAAAAAAUUCAAGUAUUGUUAUCUUUAGUACUGAAAAUAUAUGUUUCAGCUUCUGAAUCUUCAGUAAGAUCCUUGUUAUUCAACACACGCUCAGUGAUUGUUCUGUAGGACAUUGAGAAUUAGAAACUGCAUAGGUUGUUAGUCGUAUUGAGCCCAUUUCCAAUAGUUUUGUACAUCCAAUUGCCAAAGCUUAUGGAUGCAUCAUAUAAAUCUGUUGAAUAUGGUAGUUUCCUCAGCCUACCUUCUGCGAUAUAAUCCAAGUCAGUUUCUAGAUAUUCUGGAAGUUUUAAAAUCCUCAAUGGAUCCAUGGAUUGUGCUUUGGACUUGAAUGGUCUAUUCCGUUUAUUCUGUGUUUAUAUAAAUCUUAUGCCAAGUCGUAUCUUGUAGUCCCAAGUUGUGGAUAAUUCUCCAAUUAAUAUUUUUGCUUUUUGAAUUUCUAUAACUUGAAAUCAUUUGGAAUAUAUAUAUAUUUAAAGCAUUCCAUUAUAGUUCCUUAACUUCCAAAUCAGAGCGGGCUUGUUUAUGUUUUCUGUCCUUUGUAUCUGUAGCACUGGGACAAUAGAAAUAUCAAUAUACUAUAUCACUUAGAUGGCUUUCACAAAUUGUCCGUAUAUUUGAAUAUUGCUUUCUUGUUGCAUAUGCCAAUUCUGUUUAAGUAAGGUUUAUCAUGAUGAUUGACGACGAAAGAAAAAACAUAGUUCUGCUCGAUGGUGGCAGUACCAGAUUACCAAAUAACAUAAAAUUCAUCUUUGUAUUUUGUAAGCAAUUAAGACUGUGUAGAAAAAUGAACAUUUAGAGUGUUCACGACUCCUCUUGGUGUAGUUUGAUAGUCACCAUCUGUCCAUAUACAACCUUGCUUACAAUAGCUAAACUGUCUAAUUUGCUGUAGGUAGAUUUCUUUGCAUUGUAUGGUUAUUACAUUGUUCGAUUUCAUGUUGAUAUUAUUUAUCGCUUUAUUUGAAAGUCCGAGGAAGUUGUGAAUGUAAAAAAAAUAAAUGAAUCAUGCACUUGGGUA